UGACCAUGGUUAUCAUUGGUCUCCUGCACGGGCGGACGAAGGAGCAGUGGUACGAAGAUAUUGCGAAGAGAGUGGCAAAUGGAGAGGGACCUUGCGCUCCGCCAGAAUAUGCCGAGUUCCGCGGACCGGGUGUGCAUCACCGAAUUGAUGAUAGCCCUGAUGACAUCGAUAUGGACCUUGACGGUCGCUUCCAGGGCAGCCGUGGCAUGGGUGGUGAGUAGACCUAUAAUCGAUUCUGAGGCUGUAUGUUGACCUGUCAGGCGGAGGCAACCGCAUCAUUCUCCUCGGUGACGGGACGGAAAUUACCACUGAAGCUGCCGAUGCCGACAUGUUUGACAACGAUGACGAGGAUAAGGACCUCGAUGCCCAGGUCGACCGGUCCAACGGUUCCGCGCAGAACGCUCGCGAAGAGACGCCUGGGCCACAAGGCGCGAAAGAGACCACCGAAUCACCUUCUUCCGUCAAGACAGAAAAGUCAGAGGAGUCGUCUACAGCCAAGAAGGACACGACUGUGCCAGAGAAGGUUACUGGUGCAAGUGAAAAGUAACCAACGAAAUCUGUACAGUCUGGCACGAGUUUCUUGUCUUGAUCGAGAAGCUCUUGAGCACGCACUGUACCCGCCCGUGGUCUUGGUCAUACUGGCUUCAAGAUGGGUUGGGCCAGGAACAGCUUCGGCUUCCGGUAACAUUGUUCAUGUUAUGACUUUAAUGCGGUGGGUGAUGGACUGGAUGUUGUCAGCUUUUCUCGGCCGGGGCUUGGGCUUGAUUUGGCAAGCAUACGCGGGCAUGGACAAGGCAAAGUCACUAACGGGGUCUUCUUAUCCGAAAAGAGGGUCCCUGGUGCAUGAGAUAUGAGAGAACGAACAACCUCAUCCAAACAGGGCCUCGACACGAAUUGAUACCUGGCGUCGCAAGUCGUCGUCCGCUUUCUUAAUCCUACGCUUUGAGAUUUACAGGCCCUGC
This is a messenger RNA of Paraphaeosphaeria sporulosa, 962 nucleotides long. RefSeq lists its product as uncharacterized. NCBI's taxonomy places the organism in Eukaryota, Fungi, Ascomycota, Dothideomycetes, Pleosporales, Didymosphaeriaceae. The record is from RefSeq and is a predicted model, not a curated record. The transcript is spliced from 2 exons. Bases 246 to 854 code for a protein of 202 amino acids.